UGGCUUAGUCUUUAGGUCCUUCCCUAUUAUCAUGUGAUCGAGGGGAGGGCAGGUUGGUCGGUGGGUGGGUGAAGCCGGAAGAGGAAAGCCAGUGCAUUACCAACCAGGCGAGAUGAGCGGCUUGGGGAAGCUCUUCGGGAAGGGUAAGAAGGCCAAAGCCCCAACCCCACAAGAGGCAAUCCAGAAAUUGCGGGAGACUGAAGAGGUGCUGAUCAAGAAGCAAGAAUUCCUGGAGCAGAAGAUUAGCCAGGAGCUUCAGUCGGCAAAGAAGCAUGGGACAAAAAACAAGAGAGCGGCCCUGCAAGCCCUCAAGCGGAAGAAGCGCUUUGAGCAGCAGCUGGGGCAGAUUGAUGGCACACUCUCCACCAUCGAGUUCCAGCGGGAGGCUCUUGAAAACGCCACCACCAACACUGAAGUGCUCAAGACCAUGUCGGAGGCCGCGCGUGCCAUGAAAGAGGCUCAUCAACACAUGGACAUUGACAAAGUGGACGACCUGAUGUCCGAGAUCACGGAGCAGCAAGAUAUUGCCCAGCAGAUCUCUGAUGCCAUUUCCAAGCCUGUCGGCUUUGGGGACGAUGUAGACGAGGAUGAGCUGCUGGCUGAGCUGGAGGAGAUGGAACAGGAAGACCUCGACAAGGAGCUCCUGAAUGUUGGAGAGCCGACCCCAGAGCUGCCCAGUGUGCCAGCCUCUCGCCUCCCCAGCGUGCCAGCUUCAAAAGUGCUACCCUCUGCCACUGCUGUGGAUGAUGAUGAUGAUGAAGAAAUGAAGCAAUUGGCCUCCUGGGUGUCGCUGGUCUUUUCUGGGUUUUUGCUCCCUUUGAUCUGUCCGGUGCUGCGGGUACGGCUGGCGGCCUUCUUUUUGUCCGGCGCGAAGGUGAGGGAGCGGGACUUGGUGCUGGGGGUCGUGUUUUUGUUGCCCUCGGCCGUCCGGGGCCCGCAGAUGGCCUCCAGGGCCUUGAUCUCGUUGGUCGGCUUCUCAGCCAGGAACUUGAGGACCCAGGAAACCUUCAGCACUUCCAAGAUGUUCAGCCGCUUGGAAGCCGGGCGCAGGAUGCGGUGGACCAGCCCAGCUCCCAUCCCCCCUUUAUCCCAGUACCACCCCAUGAUGGCCCAUCGCCCAUUCCUUGCCCUUCUCUUCUCCAUCCUUUUCCUCAUAUCUGUGGCCUCUUCAGAGUCUCAUUAUCAGCGAAGGGACCCGGUGAUGCUCUAUGUCAACAAAGUAGGACCUUACCACAACCCCCAGGAGACCUACCAUUACUAUCAGCUCCCCGUGUGCUCCCCACCAAAUAUCCGCCACAAGAGCCUUACCUUGGGGGAGGUGCUGGAUGGAGACCGCAUGGCUGAGUCCAUGUACGAGAUCCAUUUCCGGGAGAAUGUCGACAAGAAGAUCCUGUGUGAAAUGAAGCUGGGCCCUGAGCAGGUGGAGCGCCUCCGGCAGGCCAUUGAAGAGCUGUACUACUUUGAAUUUGUGGUGGACGAUUUGCCUGUACGCGGCUUUGUGGGCUACAUGGAGGAAAGCGGCUUCUUGCCCCACACCCAUAAGAUCGGUCUCUGGACCCACCUGGACUUCCACCUGGAGUGGAACGGCGACCGCAUCAUCUACGCUAAUGUCAGUGUGCGCAAUGUCAAGCCCACCAGCUUGGAUGAUGUCCAGAGCAUGCUGUCCAUCACUCACACCUACAGCAUCCGCUGGUCCGAGACCGCCUCGGAACGCCGAGGGGAACGCCGUGGCAGCCGCAGUGGGGACGAUGGCUUCUUCCCUCGCACCUUGGAGAUCCACUGGUUGUCCAUUAUCAACUCCAUGGUGCUGGUGUUCCUUCUGGUGGGCUUUGUGGUGGUCAUCCUCAUGCGGGUCCUCAAGAACGACCUGGCUCGCUACAACCUCGACGAAGAGGCCUCCUCAUCGUCCUCGGGAGAUGACUUUGACCAAGGAGACAAUGGGUGGAAGAUCAUUCACACUGACGUCUUCCGCUUCCCGGCUUGCCGCAGCCUCCUGUGUGCCGUCCUGGGAGUGGGCAGCCAGUUCCUGGCCUUGGGCACGGGCAUCAUUGUGAUGGCUCUGUUGGGCAUGUUCAACGUCCACCGGCAUGGUGCCAUCAACUCAGCCGCCAUCCUCCUCUAUGCCCUCACCUGUUGCAUCUCCGGUUAUGUCUCCAGCAAUUUCUAUCGCCAGAUUGGUGGGGAGCGCUGGGUCUGGAACAUAUUGCUCACCACCAGCCUUUUCUCUGCUCCCUUUUUCCUGACGUGGAGCGUGGUCAACUCUGUGCACUGGGCCAACGGGUCGACGCAGGCCUUGCCGGCCACCACCAUCCUCUUGCUGCUGACAGUCUGGCUGCUGGUGGGGUUCCCCCUCACUGUCAUCGGGGGCAUAUUUGGCAAGAACCGGGCCGGCCCCUUUGACGCACCCUGCCGUACCAAGAACAUCGCCCGUGAAAUCCCGCCCCAGCCAUGGUACAAGUCCACCCUGGUGCACAUGACCAUUGGAGGCUUCCUGCCCUUCAGUGCCAUUUCUGUGGAGCUGUACUACAUCUUCGCCACCGUGUGGGGCCGGGAGCAGUACACCCUCUACGGGAUCCUCUUCUUUGUUUUCGCCAUCCUACUCAGCGUCGGGGCCUGUAUCUCCAUUGCCCUCACCUACUUCCAGCUCUCGGGCGAGGACUACCGCUGGUGGUGGCGCUCCGUCCUCAGCGCCGGCUCCACCGGCCUCUUCAUCUUCCUCUACUCUGUCUUCUACUACUCACGCCGCUCCAACAUGUCAGGCGUGGUGCAGACGGUGGAGUUCUUUGGCUACUCCCUCCUCACGGGCUACAUCUUCUUCUUGAUGCUGGGGACCAUCUCCUUCUUCACGUCCCUCAAGUUCAUCCGCUACAUCUAUGUCAACCUCAAGAUGGACUGAGCAACCCCACCUCUUCUCUCGUCAGCUGGGGCUGCAAUAAAGCUCUGCUUUCUCAUUGGCUGGGAUGGGUAUAGCUCAAGAGUGGUACCUUCCAUAACAGAGUUUUCCACCAAUUGGCUAGGCAGACUGCACAAAGCUUUCCUGCACUGGCUGGGAGCUCACCUGAGCUCUGAAAACUUGGGCUUGUUAUGAUCUGUCUCUCUGUUAGCUGGGAUUGUUUUGAGAGCUUCCCAGCUCACUACAGUGGCAGUUGCUUGAUUGUCAGGAAGUGGAGGGGAAUGGCAUCCAUAAGCUCUCCUCUUCUGUUGGUCAGGACAACUAGCCAAUCAGUGAUCCUGUAAAUCUGGUGAAUUGGUAGACCCUGCAACAGAUUCCCUCUUCCUUUUUUUUUUUUUUUGUUGGUCAAAACUGCAGUUUGUAUGCUUGGAAUGGGAGUAAUUGUUAUUGUCCUUUCACUGGAUGAAAUGUGACCAAUUGGGAGAAUCCUCUUCCUAUUGGCUGGGUGAUCUGGUGAGUUCACCAAAGCUAGGCUCAGUUAGACAUCACUUCCUCCCAAGCCAAAGCCUGGUUCUUGUUGCUGGCCAGUUGGAAACUGUGAAGAUUUUUCUGGCUUGAUUUGCUUCCUUCAGGGUUCUUAUGCAAUUGGGUGACAGAUAGCAGCCAAUCACAUAAGAAUAAAAGCUGACCCAUACAAGGACCGGCAGGGCCGGCCUUGGAGAUGGAGAUUGGCCCAACAAAGAGCACCACCCUGUCCCUUGGGAGUUUCCCUUCUUUGGGAUCCCUGAUCCGGGACAGAAUUUGCCAGCUAGGGACUCUAAUCCCAGAGGUUUCCUCUGAUCAGAUACCUUCCCAGGGGCAGAGGUUGAAACUAAUCCCUCCAUGCUUGGAGGGGGCGACGGAGGAGGAGAAAGAGUCUUUAUUUUUAUUUUUAUUUUGUGGGUCCAAAAUGGGUCUUUCUGUGAAGGGUUUAAGGCUCUCCUUAUUUCCAUGUUGCGGGGGGGGGGAUAGGCUAGCCCUCUUCAGAGGUAUACUCAAGGGGUCCAGCUUCUCCAGUGGAUUCCUGUCGCUGGUUGUUAUUAUCUGGUGCAUGGGGCAGUUUUCCUCCAGGCAGAGGGCUUCCCUACUCCCUGCAUUGCCAAUAUCUUUUCUUUCUAUUUCCCUCUCUUCCGUCACAUCCUUUUCACUCCCAAGGUGCCUGGGCUGUUAUAGUAAGCAUGGAAGAGAAGCUGUCUCUUCCCCUCCCACCACGGUCAAGAAAAUGGCUAUAAUUAUAUAUGGAAAUUAUUAUAAAUGAGGAGUUGUGUAUAUUAGCAAAGACUGAAGUUGGGUGUUUUUUUAAAAUUUGAUUUUUUUUUUGUUUUAUUCCAAGGGUUUCUUUUUACAGAUCUUGAAAUUAAACUUUAUUAAUUAAAAAAACCAAAAAACCUA
This is a messenger RNA of Rhineura floridana, 4324 nucleotides long. RefSeq names its product transmembrane 9 superfamily member 1 (gene TM9SF1). The record is from RefSeq and is a predicted model, not a curated record. Gene Ontology annotation, cellular component: membrane. Gene Ontology annotation, biological process: protein localization to membrane; vacuolar transport. Lineage: Eukaryota; Metazoa; Chordata; Lepidosauria; Squamata; Rhineuridae. The transcript is spliced from 11 exons. Bases 113 to 2896 code for a protein of 927 amino acids.